GGCCGAUCAAGGAAGUAGAUCGAUAAUUACUCCUGGCCACAAGUGUAGUGGAGCGGGAGAGAACCAGAUCGAAGCAAAAAGGCGAUGAGGACGAACCAACACGUGAAAUGCGGGAGACAAGCCUGCUGACCCGGUAGAGAGGGGCGAGUAAAUGAGGGGGUCAGGGCUGCUGCGCAUGUCGGGCAUUCACGGGGGAACUGAAAGGAGGAGGAGCACCAUCCGGAACGACGAUCUUCGGCACCAGCGCGACUUAUUCGAUUGAUCAGAUGAGAAUGCCCCACCACCACGAAUACGAGGAAGGCGCUGCUUUCGUACCGUUUGCGGAUCUACCGGGGCAUCGAUCUAACGUUCGCUCCUGGAGGCUCUCAAUCGCUCCAUCUUCCUCUCUUCUCGUCUCCUCUUGCGCUCUUUGGCUUUCCCCCCAGGCUUGCAGUGAACUGAUUGUCGGAGCGUGCGUCAUUUGGUGGUGGAGUGGUUCGAUUUUCCCGUGUGGAGGGGUUGGGCUGUGCUGAACUGGGCUCGCCUUGCAUGUCAAUGCCUGUGAUGGUGUGGGCGGCGUACAUCGCCUGAGGCUCAGACUGGGGUUGAGGCUGAUCGACCCCGCAGGAUAGUCUUCAGUGAGGAUUUUAAUGUGGUGGACAUGGAACAGGGAUUUGGCGUAUCGCUGCUAGGCGCGUGAGUUCACAGCGCACUUUCAGAGACAGAGUGAGUGGUUUGUUAGUUUGGAUCGAGGAGGAAGUAUUUGCUAGAGUAAAAGAGCCAUUCUCAAUGGGGAAGCGUAGGCAAUACGUGAAGACCACGAAGUGUGACCACAGAUUACCCACCAUUGAAGAGACGGAAGAGCUUGGCGUUGCAUGGAAACCAAGCGUCGCGACGUCGCAACUGCGACCGUGGAGUCCCAAUGUUGUGUCGAGAUCCCCGGAGGUCGAUCUUGAAGACUGCUCCGGCUGGGGAUUCGAUUUCUUCAAGACGAAACUUGCAAGGCUGAAAGAGUUGCGGCAGACGCUGGAACCGCACGCCAAGCAACUAGAGGAGAAGAUCAAGCAGUCGUAUGGGGAGGUGACGGAUUUCGUGUGCUCGAAGUCGAAACAGGUCAGCGCUGUACAGAUUGUGUGGCCACAUCUUCAAUUCCGCAGCGCCGUCGACCCGAAGUAACGAGUUAUGGCGUUAAUAGUGUGUCAAAUUGCGUGGACAAGAAUCGGAGACGGUUCUUUUUUUGUAGGGAUUUCUCUUUGGAGAUUUGCUUAAUUAUGCAGAUCAGACUUUCCAGUUUUGUCCGACGGCCAUUGUUCUAAUCAAUCGCAGAUCGAUGAUCUGUUUACUGUACCAUCCUCGCAACUACGAAUAUCAGAUUCUUAAUAUUUGAUGAGGAUAGGUUUGCCAGUGUCUUUUUACUGUUAUUUCCCUCUGGGAGAAAAUGUAGAGAUAAAAUACUAUCCAAUGUUUGCCACGAAAGCUGUCAAUGAAUGGAAGCUAUGACUGGACAUUACUUCAGA
Messenger RNA from Physcomitrium patens, 1496 nucleotides. RefSeq lists its product as uncharacterized. NCBI's taxonomy places the organism in Eukaryota, Viridiplantae, Streptophyta, Bryopsida, Funariales, Funariaceae. The record is from RefSeq and is a predicted model, not a curated record.